UUCGACGGAACCGUUUGAAAGAUACGUGUUGUGCGUUGCGACGUUCUCUCGUGAUGAACGAACGGUGAAUACACGAAACAAAGCGUGAGUCAAAACGAGGCAAAAAGCGAUAAACGCGCGUCAGUUAGUGUAACAGAAACGAGGUUCCGUUGAUCGAUCGGCAUCGGAGCUGACAGCAUGUUUCGCACAAAGAAGGAUGUCGAUCGUCACGUGCAAAACAUCUUCAGCAAGCUGCAGAAUGACAACGAGACGCGUACGAUGCGCAAAACAGCGUGUGAUCCUCAUGUACCGGAGACUUCGAGUCAUCGCACGGAAGUGGGCACGAGUCGCAAGCGUAUCAAUGAUGGCGAAUUUUCGCGGGAAAAGAAAAAUCUUCGUUGUUACAAUGUUGCCAAAUUGUAUUAUCAAGUAGGUGAUUAUGAAUCGGCGAGAAGAUAUGUAUCUAGUUACUUAGAAGUGCGAGAUAGUUCUGCUGGUGCCCACAAAUUGUUGGGUCAGACCUAUGAGGCACUUGGUCAAAAGGAAGCAGCUUUGAAUGAGUACAAAACCUCUCUCGAGUUAGAAGCAAAGCAAGACGAUCUCGUUUUAAAAGUAUGCGAGUUACUAGUUGACACAGAUAUAGGAAUGAAUGUCAACAAAGUGAAGUACUGGUUGGAAAGAGCUGACAAACAAUUUCCACAUCAUCCGGUAGUUUUUCAAUUAAAGGAGAAAUUGUUGAAGGUAGAGAGACCAACCAAUAACUGUGAAGAUCUUGAGGCUCUUAUUGCAUCUGAACUGGCCGCAAGACCAACCGACGUCCAGCUUCGUAUUAAAUUAUUAUGCCAUUACAUGUCGCAAGGCAAAUUAGACAAAGCUUAUGAACACGCCGUCAGUGUAGAAUCUACUGUUUGUCAUAGAAACAGUAUCGUCUGGUAUCAAUUGCUUUACGAGUUACUAACAAAAUGCAAGGAGAGCAAAUCCAACGACUGGGCUUUUUGGCUUUUCUAUGUAUCUGUAUCGGAUAGAUACGCAGCACUUGCUCUCAAAGAACAGGGCAAUGAUGUGAAACUAAGUUAUACGGAUGCAGUUCAAGCAGUAUUCAAUUUUGAUCAAAAUUUGAACAAGAUGAAGUCAAAAUUUUCCGAACAGCACCCAUUCACGGACUAUUUGCUUAACCACAUGUGGGGUCAGUUGAAUUUUCAUCUGGCUUGUUUAUUGUUGCGCAAAACAAAACGCGAGCAGGGUAGUUGGGUCGAAGCCGGAAGACUGUGCGCGCCUCUGCUGUUAACCGCGUUGCAUAUGUCUCCUAUAGAUAAUCGUGCGAACAUCUAUAUCGAAAAUACCUCGUUCAAGGAACAUUUCAGUGUGUGGACGAGAGAAGCCGCGUAUCGAUGUUGUCAAGCAGGUUACAUUCUUCAAGACUACGCCAAGGAUGAUAUGAAGAGACUCAUGGAUAAAAUCGACAAGUUUUGCACAGGACUUUGGAAAGAACGUAUUUAUCAGAGAAUUUUCGUGACCAGGACGCACCUUGAUCGUAUGCGGAAGUCAUUUUUCUGCACCCAUUCUGUUCCCGACCCUCCUCUGCGUUUCUGCGCGAGCAAGCUGAGCCAUUACAACCAACUUGCGCAAGAGGUGUGGCCCGCGUCGUUGCAUCAUCAGAUCUGGCUCGGUCUGGAGAAUCGGCCUCAGCAGAAAGACGCUCCGUAUCCGGAUCAGUACUCGCACAUCUUCCCGGCGCUGCAGUUUUCGGUAUUCAACACAAAUCAGGCGGCGCCCGACAGUCUGUGUCUGAUCGACAUCGACGCGUUCCUGAACGCGGCGAUACUCUGCUCAUACGUAAUUUUAGAGGAACAACAGCUAGGCAGCUUUGUGAAUCCUGAUAAAUUACUGACACUACCGAUCGAUCUGACCACGACGUUGUCCACAAGCGCGCAAGAGAAAUGGUGGUCCGCCGCUUAUAAGAUGUGCACGAAUCGGGAGAACGUGGACGAAAACAUAGGCGAAUUGCGACAGGAAUUGCAACAAGGUUUGGAGAUUGUUCGUUGCAUCGGCAAUCACGGCAUGCAUCCGGUGUUGCUGGUGCAUCUGGCGCGCAUGUUCCAUUAUCGGGCAAAGACGAUGAGAGAGAAGGACGAGGAGAACGGCCAGAUUUUGAGAUGGGAGACGCGUUCCGAGCUGUACUGGACUGCCGUCAUACCACUGUUGGAGAGACUGCAGAACAAUCAGACGUUGCGUAUGUCUCCGUCGAAGUUGUUCAAUUAUCAGGGCAAGGACAUGAACAACAUCGAACUGACAAACGCGAUCGAAGAAGGCAAGCUGCUGCUGGCGCAGCGACUUAUUCGCGAAAAGCAAUACGAACGCGCCAUCGACGCUCUUCAAAUGCUCAAGUGUCCGGAAGCGACGUUUCAACAGGCCAAGAUCUACAAGAUAUUCGCCGACGAGAUAGUGAACUCCACUCCGCGCGAGAGCCUCACGUCGGAGAUGCGUUCGCAGCACGUCAUAAUGCUAUCGAAGGCGCGAAACUGCUAUUACCUCACACUCGACAGACUUCGUAGCCCCGGCAUGAAUCCCAAACAUCCGCUGAAUGCCGAACUCGGCUCUUACAUCACCGACAUUGAGAACGAGUUGAAGAGAAUAGAUCCUGAUCUGGGCAGAGGUGAUUUGAGCAGAAAUGACAUCGACGGUGUGUCGGACGAGAGUUAUUCGUCCGCUCACAGCGUCGGCGAACAGGCGGUCAACAAUUCGACGCUGCCGAUAGUAACGACUCUGAACAACAGUCCGAAUAUAUUGAGCACUCCUCAGAGAAACGUUCACCGCACGUCAAAACAAGCUACCAGCACGCCGUACAGACCGCAGUAUCAGGAACACCUCAAUCUGUCGAGGACGCGCAUGGAGGCGCGCCCAAGUCCGGAGCGUCUCGACGCUCAGAUACGUCAGAUGAUGCAGUCGCGUGACAACGAAAUGCAAGAGCUGACCGAGCAGAUGAAGAACAUGAUGGAGCAGACGAAGAACAUGAUGACUCAGAUGAAAACACUGACCGAGAAGAUGGACAGUUUGGCGAAGGAAGUGAUAGAGUCUCGCAAAGAAAAUCAGAAGCAACAGCAACAACAGCAGCAGCAACAACAACAACAGCGUGUACAACAACAGAACGUCAAUCCGCCUGUCGAUCCUGAUGACUUCUACAUUCUCGACGACGAUGAGUAUGCCGACUUGAACUACCAGAAUCAGUCAACCGGACCGGCGUCUGCGAUCUCCGGCAACAUAUUUGCUCCGCAGCAUCGACAAUCCUAUCCCCCUCUGUACCCACCCCCGGCAACUAUCUUCCAAGGAUAUUAUCAAGGAAUACCGUUCACCGACCCGAACGCUCAGGCUGGCUUGCCGUCCCUGUAUCCGCAUGUAUAUCCAAUGCCGGUGUUGUAUCCGAAUCAGUCUAAGAUGCCGGAGACUCCGCUGCAGCAAGGCCUGUUCGGAUCGGCCUUACCGUCGCAACUGUCCGAUCUCAUGUCGACGGCGACAGUGCCCGCCGCAACAGCGAGUCCGGCGAAUCUGCAGCUGCCGCAGAAAUUGGAGAUGCCGCGAGCAAAGUCGGAGACGGCAACGAUUAUCAAGGACGCGCCGGUGAACAAGACGCCGCCCGUGAAUGUGGUCAUCACGUCGUCCGACACGUUGCCGACUACGGCGCCGCCCGCUCAGCCGACUCUGAGCGUUACCAUACCACCACAGUACCGACUCGGAAGCGGACCAGUCGCCACUUUCUCCUCACCAAUGCCCGCCGUUGCAACAGCAACUACAGCGAUGACAGUGCUACCGACGACACCGACGACAACGACGGUUAAACCGUCGGUGCCGUCUAACGCGCCGCAUUGCUACCAGAUUCCCAUGCCGUCACAGGCCACUAUACCGACCACCGUUAACCUACCGCCGACUACUUUCUACAUGCCGCCUGGUGUCAACAUGCCGUCAACUUAUGUCAAUCCGACGUCCAGUCCACAAUUGUCCACAAUCACAAUCAAUCAGACAACCAUCAGCGGGGCUCUGUCGAGCGCUCAGAACAAAGCCGAUAGUGUCGUUAAACCUACGUACGAGUCGAUCGAGUCGUCGAACACAUCAGCGGAGUUGUGCGAGCAGGAACACGACCCGAUACCAGAUUUCGUGCCCGUCAUACCGUUGCCCGCUAAAGUGAAAGUUUUCACCGGUGAAGAAGACGAAGACACUUUGUAUUGCAGCCGGGCCAAGCUGUUCCGCUUCGUCGACAAGGAGUGGAAAGAGCGCGGCGUCGGUUACGUGAAACUGCUGCGCAACACAGAGGGCAAAGUGCGUCUGCUGAUGCGCCGCGAUCAGGUUCUUAAGAUCUGUGCAAAUCACAUGCUGAGACCCGAUAUGGAGUUGAUUCCUCUGGCGAAUAGCGACAAGGCUUGGUGCUGGUUCGCGAAUGAUUUCGCCGACGAGGAGAUGAAAAUGGAGAAGCUCUGCAUCAGGUUUAAAACCGCGGAUGACGCGACAGCGUUCAAAGAGGCCUUCGAUCAGGUCAAACUUACCUUAACAGCGUCGCCCGAGAAACCGUCUAAGACCGUCGAAAAAGUUUCCGUUUCUUCCGACACAUCCAAGAUUCAAAAACCGCAACAAGUCAAGAUCAGUUCAGCGACGGAAGCGGAUAAACCGAAACCGUGCGCGACAACGUUGGGAGGAUUUUCCUUCAGCUCAAAGCCUAUCAUUCAAGAAGUCAAAGACGCUGACCCGAGCGAGUUGAAGAAACCCGAGGAACCGCCAAAAGUCAAUCCGUUCAGUGUAUUUUCUUUCACAAAGCCAACCACCACUAAGUUCGAGACUGCUGUCAUCACAACUAACACUUCGACGCCUACCGGAUAUGUUUUCUCCGCGCCCUCGACAACGCCUUCGCAGUUGUCCGAAUUGAAUCAAGGAGCGGCCAUAUCUGCUGCUACAACGCCAUUUACCACGACUGGACAGAAUAUCACGCCACUGAGAAGACCUCAUCCGCCCGGCACAAGACCCGCUGCGUUGAUCGGCGAGGAAACUCUGCGAUCGCAGAACGAGAACGAACGGAAGUUGUUCAGUGAAAAAAUGAGUCUUCAUUGCCAAGACGUCAACUUGAAACAAUCGAAGACAAAACGUUCAGGUUUGCUGACGUUAUUGUUGGACACAAAGUCCGGCAAGCUUCGUUUGUUACUGACGGACGAUGGAAAUAAGAACGUCUACGGGCACGAAGUCCCGCUGGACAUGGCGUUUACGUACAAACCCAACACUAUGAUUGUCAAGUGGACCGCUCCCGAGGGCAAAGAAGCCAGCAAGAAGCUGUUGCACACAGCGACUUUCCGCACGCAGGAACUGGCCGCGCAGUUCUACAGCAUCGUGUCGAGUUGCCAACAGAAGCUAGCUAAGGGUUCCAACCCAGGCGAAGUCGCGAAGGAGCUCGAAAAAGGAGCAGUCCGAACAAGCGAGAACAAGAACCAAACGACGGACAAAUCUCAGUCCUUGUCGGAAAUGUUCAAACCGCCAGCCGGUUCCUGGGAGUGUCAAGCCUGUUACAACAGAAACGACGCCGCACAAGCAAAGUGUGCGUGCUGCGAGGCACCGUCGCCGUCGUUAGCGACAAGCAACAAAACCAGCUCGACUAAUAAACCUUUCGAUUCCGGUAAACCGCCACUGUCGGAAAUGUUCAAGCCGGCCGCCGGUUCCUGGCCUUGCUCGAGCUGUCUCGUUGUAAACUCCAAUACGAACGUGUAUUGCGUCGCGUGCGACACGCCCAAGGACCCGUCACAGCCGCCCAAGCCUCAGCAAAUCAAUAUCUUCCAGGUGUCCUCGUCCUCUUCCACGAUGCCGAUCACCACGUUUUCUUUCGGCAUUCCCAAAGAUGUCGCUAAGGACACGAGCAACACCGGUUUCAGCUUCCGAAUGUCCAAGACGGAGGACAAGAGCGACAAAACAACUCCGGUGAAAUCUGAAGAAACUGGUACUGCGAGCGGUUUCGUGUUCGGUGACAAGCAAACGUCAGUCAAACCCACCUCGAACAGCUCGUUCAUCUUUGGCUCGCCAAGCAAAACGUUCGGUUUUAAUUUCACGUCCAAGUCACCGGUCAAGUCGCCUGGCGGUGGUGGUGAAAAUAGCGAGGACGAAGUCGUGGAGAAUGACGAUAUUCAAUUCUCGCCGAUCGUGCCGUUGCCGGACAAGAUCGAGGUGAAGACCGGUGAGGAAGACGAGGAGAUGCUCUACAGUCAUCGGGCGAAGUUGUUCAGGUUCGACGCCACGGUGAAGGAAUGGAAGGAACGCGGACUCGGCGACAUCAAGUUACUGCGCCACAAGGAGACUGGCAAACUGCGACUGAUCAUGCGACGUGAUCACGUGCUUAAGCUGUGUCUGAAUCAUCUGUUGACCGCCGACUUGGAGUUCACAUCGAAGGACGAGAAAACGUGGCUGUGGACCACGGCCGAUUAUAGCGAGGGUGAGAUCGAAUACAUGCAGUUCGCUUGCCGCUUUAAAACGUCGGAAAUUGCGGAGGACUUCAAGAAAGCGAUCGAUAACGCCAGACAAAAUAUUAAUUCGAUCACCAGCAGCAGUGAGAAAGCGAACAAACCGGUAACAGCGAAAACGCCGGCGAAGAUCGCCGGCUCGUCAGCCGAAGAGAUCGAGAUCGUUUACGAGACGAAGGUCUCGUCUGAAGAAAAAGAGGCCGCCUUGAAGCUACAGCUCCCAGAGAACUUUUAUGCUUACAAACAAAAAGAUGACUGUCCCGGCUGCAUAGGUUGCAAAGAACCGAGCAUUGUGCUGUAUUCGGAUGCUUGUUCGCAAAGUUCGACAAACUGGAGGUCUCCGUCGAAAGAAAAGCCAGUUAUCUCGUCGAGAAACGACUCCGUCAAACUCGCUUCGAGCACAGCUUCAUUGGUGUCGAACGACUCCAAGAUCACUUCAGAAACCGCUCAGUCGAAAAGCGAAUUUCCCACCCGCACAACAACGUCCGGCACGACGUUCAAGGUACCCGCCUCGAACAUCUUUGAUAGCUCCACGAUGAGCUUCGGUACCGGGGACCUGAAACUGUUUAACGACAAGAAGACUAUGACCUACUCGUUUGGCAUGAAUCCUCAAUUCAAUGUCAAUGAAACUGAAAAAACGACGACGACGACGACGACUACGACGACGGCCUCGCUCGAGAACGCCAAGAUUUGCAGUCCUUCCGGUAUUCAAAGCCCGCCGCCUCCGACCGCUUCCAACGUAAUAGUCAGCACCGCGGGCCAAUCGGUAUUCAGUCAGGCGACACCGACCGGCGGGUCUGUAUUCAAAACGUCUACUUUUAGUUUCGAUACCGGCAAGAACAUAUUCGGCGGUACCUUGAACACGACUUCGCCGUCUAUCUUCGGAGGAAACUUCAACAACAGUCCCACCAAUGUCUUCGCGAAGACAACCUCCGUCACAACCACCAGUACGACCAACUCCGUGCAAAGCGCGCCGACGUCUGGCAUUACUAUGAAGCCUAAUUCGUUCCUGUUCUCUUCGCCAUCUUCCAAUGCUAACGACACGACCAAAUCAACUGUCGAUCAGCCUAGUCAGUCUACCAAUUCGGUGUUCGGCACCGGAACCGCGCCAUUCCCCAAGAUGACGUUUGGCAACGCUUCGUCGUUUGGCGGUUCCACGCAGACGACAAACAUCUUCGGCGUAACGCUAACAACUACGGUAUCAACAACUACGUCUGGUAUCUUGAGCGGAACGAUGACUGCAACGACGACUACGAACCUAGGCGGAACAACGCAGGUAACGACAGUACCAAACAUCUUCAAUAAAUCAUCAUCAACAGUCUUCGGCGAGGCGCCAACGGUAGCCAAGAACCUCUUCGGCGGAACGUUAGCAACGACGACAACGCCGCCGCCGCCGCCGCCGGCAACGACCAACAUCUUCAGCACGGCGGCGACAACGACAGCGUCGAACGUCUUCAGCGCGCAACCAUCGGACAACGCUCAGAAGAGCGAGGAAAGCAAUCUCUUCUCCAACAAUGGUAUAUCGUUCUCGACGCUCGCCGCAGCGGCGGCGCGGCCGGAGGCCUUCAAAGCGGAUCCCAAUUUCAAAUUCGCCGGAGCGGGCUCGUCAGUGUUCGGCUCGAAAUCGAACACAUCGUUAAACAGCUCGACGAAAACGUCGCAGAGCGCUUCAGCGCAGAAAGAGGACAACGAGGAAGACGAGGAAGUGGAUAACGAGCAAGAACACGAUCCUCAGUUCGAGCCCAUAAUACCUUUACCAGACGCUAUUGAGGUCCGAACUGGCGAAGAGGAUGAAGAGAAAGUGUUCUAUCACCGAGCCAAACUGUAUAGGUACGACAACGCGACUAAAGAGUGGAAGGAACGCGGAAUCGGCGAGAUGAAGAUCCUGCAUCACGCCGGCCACGGCACUUACCGAUUGCUGCUGCGUCGGGAACAGGUUCACAAGGUGGUUUGCAACUUCCUGAUCACUUCCGACGUUGAGUUCAAACCGCUCUCGACGUCGGACAAGGCCUGGGUGUGGGCCGGCAUGAAUUACAUCGAUCAGGAACCGAUGGUCGAGCAACUGGCCAUUAAAUUCAAAACGUCCGAGCUGGCCCAACAGUUUAAGACGCAUAUCGACAAGAUACAGCAGGAAUUGCUCGAGAAGAAAACCGUUCAAGAAGAAGAGCGUUACAUUAUCGAGGAGAGCGAGGAACACGAUCGGGGAAACGACGAGGAAGAAGACGACGGGGAAGAGGAUGACGAGGAGGAAGAGGAAGACGACGAGGACGAGGACGAUCAGGAGAUGUUUCCCAUAAUCGAGAAACGCGCUACCGUUUAUUGGAAAUUCUCCAAGGAGGAGAGCAACUGGACGCUCAUCGGCUUGGGAAACUUGGCGAUUCAUUACGACUCCGAGAUCUUCGCAGAGAGGAUCGUUUUCAAGCUCGACGAAUCGGACGAUUCUGCGGUCAACAUCAUCAUCUGCGUAGACAGUGUCAUGGAGGUGGACGGCAAAGAGUGUACGUGGAGCGGAAUCGAUUACGCCUUGGAGGUUCCCACGAGAAGAAUUCUGAGGGCGGUUUUCUCGUCGGAGCAAGCGGCGCAAGAGAUAUGCACGUUUUUCGAGGAUGGAGUGGUCAGCGCGAAGCAAGCCGGUGUCGUCGAAUAUCAAGAAUAUUGAAGACAAACGAGCUGUAAUAGUAUAAACCGCGCGCGCGAUUGGCUGUUACUAAGUAAUUCUCAUUAUCUUCCUACUUUAGUAUAAAUUAUGUAACCAGGUUGUUUCACCUCGCUCGCAAGCUGCAACGAAUAACAGCAGAGAGUGUUGCUUGAAAAAGAAUACAGAAUUCUUUAGACAAAUUUUCUACCGAAAAAAAAAAAAGUCGAGCUGUUUCUCGAGAGAUUUCAUUGAGGAAGAUCGGUUUCUUAUUUUUUUAUCUAUUUAUUUAUUUUUUUUUUUUUUUAGAAUUUGUUUUCGUUACUUUGCAAACUGACUCGCUCAGAAAAAUACGCUCGAUUUUUUUUUUUUUUUUUUUAACUUAAAGUUUACCGCACGAUGCUUCUUUUGCGCUGGAUUGCGAGUGUAAGAUCGAUUGCGAUUUUUGUCAAAAAUAAUUGUUCGCGAUCCAGCCACAAAAAAGAUGGGCUUAAUGUGUGCCGCAGGCUUGACAUUAUUCAAAGCUUCGCGAAGAGUUUUUUAAAAUUUUUCUCCCAAAAUCUCACGCGUGACAACAAGUUUUAACUCUGGCGAUUAGUAUGAUCGAAGAAACAUGUGAAACAUCCGAAAAAAUUAAGAGAAUUCCUGGUUUUUAAUAGCCUGAAAUAGAAGAACGUACAUUCAUCUUUACAUAACGUACAUACUCUACUCUUCUCCUCUUUCUUUUUUUUUUUUGUUUUUUUUUAGACUCGAGUAACGAAAUCUGAUGAAUUCGAUUAUUUAUCAAGUGCACGUUUAUGCGAUCAGUUUUGUGUCGCGAGCAAUAUUUAUUAAAACUGCACGAGAAAAAAAAACAAAACAACAAACGCGGAUUACACGUCACAUCGUUUAAGUUGAUCAAUUUUUUUAUACUAGUCUAAGAGCGUUGUUUUCUCUUCUUUUUUCUCGUAAUAACAUGUGAUAUGUGCCAACUAGAGAAACAAAAAACGAAACAUUUUUUAUUUAACAAUGGAAGCAUUUCACACACACACACACACAUACACCGAUUAUAAGUCGAGAAGAAAAAACUGUCCUCAAAACUAUAUAUUUUUUUCAAAUUAAAUGUACUUGUGGACAUUUUGUCGACGAUGCGAAGACACGCAUACAUGCUCAGAAUACAGCCGAUGAUACACACGAUAGCACAAAAAAAAAAAAAAAAA
Pseudomyrmex gracilis is the source of this 10301-nucleotide messenger RNA. Its product is annotated as E3 SUMO-protein ligase RanBP2-like. The coding region runs from base 178 to 9126 and encodes 2982 amino acids. The record is from RefSeq and is a predicted model, not a curated record. Gene Ontology annotation, cellular component: cytoplasm; nuclear pore. Lineage: Eukaryota; Metazoa; Arthropoda; Insecta; Hymenoptera; Formicidae. The transcript is spliced from 14 exons. Gene Ontology annotation, biological process: nucleocytoplasmic transport. Gene Ontology annotation, molecular function: GTPase activator activity; protein binding.